This is a messenger RNA of Hibiscus syriacus, 1589 nucleotides long. Its product is annotated as zinc transport protein ZntB-like. Lineage: Eukaryota; Viridiplantae; Streptophyta; Magnoliopsida; Malvales; Malvaceae. Bases 1 to 1551 code for a protein of 516 amino acids. The transcript has 7 exons. The record is from RefSeq and is a predicted model, not a curated record.
AUGAAUAAAACAGGCAAUGGCUAUUCAGCUUCCAUGAGAAAUGGAAUGAAGAAACAAGAUUAUCAAAAGAAUCUUCAAAGUCGAAAUGAUGCAAUAGGAAGUGAUCUUUGGACAGAUGGACUUAUUUGUGCUUUUGAAUAUGUUGAAGGCCAAGGUAAAACAGGUCAGCAGAAAUCCCCUGCAAAGCUCUGGUCUGCACAAUAUGGUUCGAAAGAAGCUUCUAGAAGGCGGAUCUAUGCAUAUGAACCCGAAAACUCUUUGAUCGAAAAUGCCAGUUCUAACAAUAUAGCUUACUUCCCGAUCUUGAAAGAGUCUGCAGUAACAGUUAAAGAUGCAUCAUAUGAAAACCCUUGUACCAGAAAUCUCAGUCCCGGGGAAGAGUUCCCAAGAUCGUAUUGGAAACCGAUUGGUUGGGGCAGAGUUUAUGAACUGGUCCAGAUGCUGCAAGUUGAUGGUGGAUGGGACUCUCAGCCAAUUGAGCUGUCAGAGAAUGAAGAUGAAGUGACUAUUGCAGAUCUAGCAGCUCCUUACUGGGAAAGGCCAUCUGGUCCGACUUGGUGGUGUCAUGUUGCGGCAGAUCACCCAGCGAUAAAUGCAUGGUUAAGUACAGCUCCCUGGCUGCAUCCUGCUAUAAGUGUUGCUUUGCGAGAUGAAAGUAGGCUGAUAAGCGAGCGUAUGAAGUACCUAUUUUAUGAGGUUCCUGUCAUUGUUGCUGGUGGACUGUUAUUUGAGCUAUUGGGACAGUCAGCUGGUGAUCCUCUAGCAGAAGAAGAUGACAUCCCAAUUGUUCUAAGAUCAUGGCAUGCACAAAACUUUUUAAUAACAGCAUUGCAUGUCAAAGGGUCUGCAUCAAACAUCAAUGUCUUAGGUAUUGCAGAAGUUCAGGAAAUGCUUAUUUCUGGAGGCACUAAUAUCCCAAGAACUAUCCAUGAGGUUAUAGCACAUCUCACUUGUCGCCUCGCAAGAUGGGAUGACAGGUUGUUUCGGAAAGAAAUUUUUGGUGAAGCAGAUGAAAUUGAGUUGAAGUUUAUGAACAGGAGGAACCACGAGGAUCUGCAUCUUUUCACAAUAAUUCUGAACCAGGAGAUCAGAAGGUUGUCGACGCAGGUCAUAAGAGUGAAAUGGUGUCUCCAUGCAAGAGAAGAGAUUGUGUUUGAGCUUCUUCAACAUUUGAGAGGGAAUGCAACAAGGGUAUUGCUCAAUGGAGUGAGAAAGAGUACGAGGGAAAUGAUUUCAGAGCAAGAGGCGGUUCGCGGUCGCUUAUUUACAAUUCAAGACGUCAUGCAGAGUACAGUUCGCGCAUGGUUACAGGAUAGAAGUCUCACCGUGUCACAUAAUUUAGGAAUCUUUGGUGGCUGUGGCCUUAUUCUUUCUGUCAUCACCGGACUUUUCAGGAUCAAUGUGGAUGGAAUACCUGGAAACAACGACAAUUCCCCGUAUGCAUUUCUUAUAUUUUCUGGUAUCCUCGUGUGUCUAGGAGUAGCUUUAAUUUCCAUUGGUCUGCUCUAUCUGGGGCUGAAGAAACCAAUCAUUGUGAGGAUGUUGAGGUGAGAAAAUUAGAGCUGGAGGAGCUGGUUAGGAUGUUUUAA